Molecule: messenger RNA, 240 nt
Organism: Prorocentrum cordatum
Lineage: Eukaryota; Dinophyceae; Prorocentrales; Prorocentraceae
Source: the annotation of a GenBank genome assembly
GAUCACAAGUACUUGAACACGCACGCGAAACACGACACGGUCAGGGCCCCGAAGGGGCCACGCUCAGACAGGAUGAGGGGGAUGGUGAACAUCCAGUUCCAGUUUGUCGCUUGGGCUCCAGCGUCGACCCCGGCAGCGCAGCCUCUCGAGGCCGUCUUGGCGGAGGGCGUUGCCGUGGAGAUGGUCGGCCCAGCUCCUCGGGGAGACCUCGAGAGGGAGGCGUCCCAGGCACUCCAGAAG